AUGGCUUGGUCUCCAGAUGAAACUUUUUCAGGCAAUUCAUGCCUCUUCGAUGAGCGAUCCUGGGAAACUGGGUAUCUCGAUGAUCUCAAUGGUCUCAAUGAACACCCUUUUUCGUACUCGCAAUACUCCUUUCAUGCUGCGAAUCCAAGCAUGCUUCAUUCCACCCAAGGCCAUGCAGCAGGUCCUGGCAAUGUCACUUGCACCUCGCAAUACUCCGUCGCACAGGGUGGCGCCGUGACUAGCCAGCUCAUGGGCUAUGGCACCCCUAUGCUUGGUCAACCCACGUCUAUCUCUCCUCAGCUUGCUCAUGCCAUGCAAAGCCCACCACAAUGCAUUCCUAAUCGUGCUGCCCGGGUCAGAAACCAGAGAUCUCGAGCCUGUCCUAUGCCUCACAAGGCCGAGUAA
Molecule: messenger RNA, 405 nt
Organism: Penicillium crustosum
Lineage: Eukaryota; Fungi; Ascomycota; Eurotiomycetes; Eurotiales; Aspergillaceae
Exons: 1
Coding region: 1-405 (134 amino acids)
Source: RefSeq, a predicted model, not a curated record